CGUGGGUUAUGUAACCUCAUCUGACACAAGCGAGGCUUUCACUUCCUCAGUAAAAUGGAGUUGAAUAACUAAAGCAGCCCAGACUGGAUUCUUAGUAUUUCACAUCAGGGUUUUAUCAAGACUUCCAUUAAACUACAUUCUCUGCGCCUUUAACUUCAGAGAUAAGGGGUGCAGCGAUGGUGCAGAAAUAUCAGUCCCCUGUGAGGGUUUACAAGUACCCCUUUGAGCUCGUAAUGGCGGCCUAUGAGAAGAGAUUCCCAAACUGCCCGCUGAUACCCAUGUUUGUGAACAGUGUCAUCAUCAAUGAGUGUCAUAGUGAGGAUGGGGCGUCCCAAGUGACUGAGCGCAGAUGUACCGUGGACGUCGAGGCACCUCGGCUUCUAAAGAGGAUUGCAGGAGUGGAGUACAUUUAUUUCAUCCAGAAGAACUCUCUGAACCGAAGAGAGAGAACUCUGCAAAUAGAGGCCUAUAAUGAGUCCUUCUCCAGCAGAGUCAACGUAUAUGAGCACUGCGUCUACACGGUUCACCCGGAGAAUGAAGACUGGACCUGUUUUGAGCAGUCUGCCAGCAUGGACAUCAAAUCCUUUUUCGGGUUUGAGAGCACAGCGGAGAAGAUUGCAAUGAAGCAGUACGCCACCAGUAUAAAAAAGGGAAAAGAGAUUAUUGAAUUUCACCUCAAACAGCUGGAGGAGGAGGGCAUUACCCACAUGCCCCGCUGGGCACCUCCUCCUGCCCCCACCCCGUCUCACGCCCUGCCUGUCAGCUCAGCCAGAGCUAUCCCAGCAUGCAGCAGCAGAGCACACCCCGGCUCCACAGACGUCCUGCCAGGCUCUCCGGAUGACAAGUUAGAUGCAGACUACAUCUCCCGUUAUCUGGGAAAACUGACCCCUUUCCAAGAGAGCUGUCUCAUUCGCCUACGACAGUGGCUGCAGGAAACACACAAAGGGAAGAUCCCUAAAGACCAGCAUGUGCUGCGUUUCCUGCGUUCACGGGACUUUAAUCUGGAAAAGGCCAAAGAGGCUUUGUGCCAGACGCUCACAUGGAGGAAGCAGCAUCAGAUAGACUUCCUGUUGGACACAUGGCAGUGUCCACAGCUCCUGCAGGACUACUACACAGGAGGCUGGCACCACCAUGACAAAGAUGGACGUCCUCUUUAUAUCCUUCGACUUGGACAAAUGGACACCAAAGGUUUAGUGCGGGUGCUGGGAGAAGAGACACUUCUGAGACAUGUGCUGUCCAUCAACGAGGAAGGUCUCAGACACUGUGAAGAGAACACCAAAAUAUUUGGAAAACCAAUCAGUUGUUGGACGUGUCUUGUGGAUCUGGAGGGGUUAAAUAUGAGACAUCUGUGGAGACCAGGAAUCAAAGCCUUGCUGAGGAUGAUAGAGCUUGUAGGAGCCAACUACCCUGAGACUCUGGGACGUCUCCUAAUACUGAGAGCACCCAGAGUGUUUCCUGUGCUCUGGACUUUGGUGAGUCCAUUCAUCGACGAAAACACACGGAAGAAGUUUCUCAUCUAUGCUGGGAAUGACUACCAGGGGCCUGGAGGUCUGGUGGACUACAUCAACAGAGACUUCAUCCCUGACUUCUUAGGAGGAGACGCUCUGUGUGAUGUUCCUGAGGCUGGUCUGGUUCCGAAGUCUCUGUAUCGUACGGCUGAGGAGCAGGAAAACGAGGAUCUUAAACUGUGGAGUGAAACCAUCUACAAGAGCGCGAGUGUGUUGAAGGGAGCUCCACACGAGGUGCUGAUCGAGAUUACAGAAGUAUCGUCUGUCAUUACGUGGGACUUUGAUGUGUGUAAAGGAGACGUGAUCUUCAACAUCUAUCACUCCAGAAGAGCUCCUCAGCCAGUUAAAAGAGACGGUCUGAGCGCACACAACCUCGCCUGUCCCGCCGGAAACAACGUCCAGCUGAUCGACAGAUCCUGGAUGCUGGGACAAGACUACAGCAUGGUGGAGACGGCCCUGAGCUGCCGAGAGGGAGAGAGUGUACAGGGAUCUCAUGUGACGCGCUGGCCUGGUUUCUACAUCCUGCAGUGGCGUCUUUACAGCAGUCCAUCAUGCACUUCUUCCAGUCGGCCGCGUGUAGAUGAUGUUCUGGCCUCUCUGCAGGUCUCCUCACACAAAUGCAGAGUCAUGUAUUUCACAGAGGUGCUGCUCUCCACUGACUUCAGGUCAGUAUCAUUACACCGCAAAGUGCUUAGCAUUAAAACACCAUUAACUGAAAAAGCACACCUUAUCAAAAUAUGAUCUGGACGUCCGGAUGUUUUCUGUAAAGGUGUGUGUGUGUGUGUGUGUGUGUUUGUAUCAGGGGCUCCAUGAGCAGCCUGGAGUCGAGUCACAGCGCUUUCUCUCUGCUCAGUGCCGCCACCAGCUCCUCCAACCAAUCACAGACAGAGUCAAGCGUCUCAAGAUAGCAGGAAAACAAGACGCUUCUGUGACUGUAGCUCUGCAGGAAAUGAUGAAGGAUCAUGUGACGCAGUGAAACAUCCAAACACAACAAACGUCUGCAUGAGUGCUGAUCUUUAGCAUCAAAAACUGCAGGCUUGAUGGAAAUUAUGUGUGUUUAUGUAUAUUGUUACAAAUACAUUUGUAAAUGUUGUUAAAAAAAUAAACAACAUAAAAACUUA
Carassius gibelio (silver crucian carp) is the source of this 2629-nucleotide messenger RNA. Its product is annotated as SEC14-like protein 1. Gene Ontology annotation, biological process: negative regulation of RIG-I signaling pathway. The record is from RefSeq and is a predicted model, not a curated record. The transcript has 16 exons. Gene Ontology annotation, cellular component: cytoplasm; cytosol. The coding region runs from base 177 to 2249 and encodes 690 amino acids. Gene Ontology annotation, molecular function: RIG-I binding. NCBI's taxonomy places the organism in Eukaryota, Metazoa, Chordata, Actinopteri, Cypriniformes, Cyprinidae.